This is a messenger RNA of Daldinia caldariorum, 1607 nucleotides long. RefSeq names its product putative transesterase. Lineage: Eukaryota; Fungi; Ascomycota; Sordariomycetes; Xylariales; Hypoxylaceae. The transcript has a single exon. The coding region runs from base 148 to 1383 and encodes 411 amino acids. The record is from RefSeq and is a predicted model, not a curated record.
GUUAGGUUUUGCUUAGUCAGAAGGCUCAAGUACAAUAUUUAUAACUGUGUCUUCUUCCCGCCUUGAUAUUUUAGAUGGUAUGUGUAUAUACACCAAAAGUUAAGAUCAACCCAUUUUCACUCAUAGUUUAGCAACAAUCAACCCAGGAUGGCCGACGGAAAUAUCGACACUAGCUUCCAAGAAGCCAUCGAUGCUGGCAAGAUCCACGGCGCUAUAUUAUGCGCCACGGAUGCUGAGGGCAAAUUCACCUUCGAAAAGACAAUCGGCGAGCGUACCUUAUUAUCCGGCGAGAAAGUUGCUUACAAGCUUGACGACUUCCUGUACCUUGCUUCGGCCACCAAGCUAAUCACUGCGAUCGCCGCGCUACAAUGCGUCGAAGACGGGCUCCUAUCAUUGACAGGCGACCUCUCGGCCGUCGCGCCUGAGCUUGCCGAAAAGCAGGUCCUCACGGGAUUCUCCGAGGACGGCGAGACGCCCAUCCUCGAGCCACAAGCCCGCCCCAUCACCCUCGAGAUGCUCCUAACCCACAGCUCGGGGCUCGUGUACCACUUCCUCAACCCGCUCAUCAACCAGUGGCGCGAGAAGGCGCGCAAGGAUCAGAACGCCGCGGGCCAGAGCGGCAAGCGGACCAUCGAGGAGCUGUUCGACUACCCGCUCGCCUUCCAGCCCGGCUCCGCCUGGCUGUACGGGCCCGGGCUCGACUGGGCCGGGCGCAUCGUCGAGCGCGUCACGGGCCAGCGGCUGCUAGACCGGAUGCGCGCGCGCAUCUUCGAGCCCCUGGGGAUCGCGGACGCCGAGUUCUACCCCGUCGUCCGCGCGGACCUGCGCGCGCGCAUGCCCGACCUGAACCCCGCGGACCCGGACGCCGUCGGGCUCGCGGUGCUCGGCGGCAACGGCGACAUGAACAGGCACACGCGGGGGGACUUCGGCGGGCACGGGCUAUUCAUGACGGCGCCGGGCUACCUGCGGGUGCUGCGGUCGCUGCUGGCCAACGACGGCCGGAUACUCCAGCCGGCGACGGUCGACGGCAUGUUCGAGCACCGGCUCACGGCCGAAGCGACCGCGAGCCAUCGCGCGCGCCUGGCGGGGCCCAUGGGGCUGUUCUUCCGCGUCGGCACGGCGGUGGACGCGCGGUCGGGGCACGGGCUGGGGGGCCUGCUCACGCUGCAGGACGUGGCGGGGUGGUACGGCGAGCGCACGCUGAGCUGGGGCGGCGGGCUGACGUUUACCUGGUUCGUCGAUCGGCAGAAUGACUUGUGCGGCGUCGGCGCUGUUCAGGCUUUGACGACCCGGGACGAGGACACGGCUGAGGGGCUGAAGGAUACUUUCCGCCACGACAUUUACCGCAAACGGGAGGGUUGGAAGAAAGCGCAGUCUGCGUGAUAGGAAUUGUUUUCGUCUAACCUACCUAAGGUAGUGGGUUAUAUAUAUGGUCAGGGUAUAGUAAACCGUGUGUCAGGUGUGUUCGUGAGGUAGCUGGCGUAUUAUCGAUUACCCCUGACUCUGUUCGGGAGUAAUUGUGAACUCGAUUCAUGUAAGCAAUGUAAUAUAAGUCCUGGGUAUAAUUGUAUCUGACAACGUCAAUUCGUAGCUUUGAUGCCUAUUCG